Messenger RNA from Populus trichocarpa (black cottonwood), 1314 nucleotides. Its product is annotated as LOB domain-containing protein 41. The coding region runs from base 243 to 1136 and encodes 297 amino acids. The record is from RefSeq and is a predicted model, not a curated record. Gene Ontology annotation, biological process: regulation of gene expression. The transcript is spliced from 2 exons. Lineage: Eukaryota; Viridiplantae; Streptophyta; Magnoliopsida; Malpighiales; Salicaceae.
CUCCAACCUCCUUGAAUGUGGAAACCAGUGUUUCGGAUGUUAAAAUAAAUAAGUUCCGUCCCUUGUAUCUCUAAUAAACCCAGCGGCUCUUCCUCUUCUCGACACACACACGCCCAACACAUCCUCUUAAAUACCCACUUCCCUCCUUCCCUCUUCCCUCCUUCAACAACAAAGAUCAAAGACUCUUCUUUUCUCUAGUUUCAGUAGUAUUGUCGUCUUUCGUUGCAAAAUUGGAAGCCAAAAUGCGGAUGAGUUGUAAUGGAUGUAGAGUUUUACGCAAAGGUUGUAGUGAAAAUUGCAGUAUUAGACCUUGUUUACAAUGGAUCAAGAGUCCGGAGUCUCAAGCUAACGCUACUGUUUUUCUUGCCAAGUUUUAUGGCCGUGCUGGCCUUAUGAACCUCAUCAACGCUGGCCCUGAACAUCUCCGUCCUGCAAUUUUUAGGUCUUUGCUUUACGAGGCUUGUGGGAGGAUAGUGAACCCAAUUUAUGGAUCAGUUGGGUUGAUGUGGUCGGGAAGCUGGCCGCUUUGUCAAGCAGCCGUUGAAGCCGUGCUAAGAGGUGCGUCGAUAACUCAAAUCAACUCUGAAACCGCAGCUAAUGCUCAGGGACCCCCGCUGAAAGCUUAUGAUAUACGGCACGUUUCGAAAGAUGAGAACUCGGCUGCCUCAAACGAUGCAAACCGUGUCAGGACUCGGUGCCGAGUCAGGCGAGUUGUGAAGCCGAAAGCUAGCAAACCGGCUUGUGGUGGUAAUGGGUUGGGGUCGAUCGUUGUUGACAUGUCGGCGACACGGGACGGCUUGACUCGGUCCCCGAGUCACGAGUCCUCGGUGAGUCACCAAUCCGAGUUGGCAAUGGUGGACGGUGAAAGCAAAGAGACGGACGAGAGCAUGAUGUCUGUGGAAACAGCAGAGGAUUCAUUGCUGUUCCGAUCCGAACCGGAGUCAAAGAGCGAUUUGGCGACCCAUGACGCUGCGAGCAACGAAAUUGCCGGGCUUGGGCUGGACUUGGCUCUGGGCCUUGAGCCCGUGUCACGAGCGCAUCACGUUGUUCCGGUGAAGAAGAGAAGGAUUGAAGCUCUCGGGUCUGGUGAUAUUGACACGUGUAAGAUGGAGCUGGGACUUGACUACGCAGCUUGAAUUGAUGAGAAAGCCCAAAGAAAACGCGGAGUUUUUUUUUUUUUUUUUCCGGGGGUUUUUCCCUCGGUGUAAUUUAUUUUGUUUGUUUUUGCGGCCCUUUAUGGUGAAAAUAGAGCUGUACAAACCUGGUUUUUACAUGGACAGAAACGGUAAAUGAUCAAUAGAGGGAUCUUUUUAA